AUGCACAUGCUUAAGUUGAAGAAUCCUGACUCGGUAAGUUAUGUUGAAGUGGAUGCGGCAAAGAGAUUUAAGUAUCUAUUUUUCGCAUUUGGAGCUUCCAUAGAAGGGUUCGUAGCGAUGAGGAAAGUUAUCAUUGUGGAUGGAACACAUCUUAAGCAUGUUUAUGGUGGAGUUCUGCUUGUUGCGACGGCUCAAGAUCCUGAUCGUCACCAUUACCCUAUUGCAUUUGGUGUAGUUGAUGUGAUAUCAGAUGUAGACGGAUUGAUGUUUCUUUCGGAUAGAAAUGCGAGCUUGAUCAAUUCACGUCAGGUGUUCCCAACGGCCGCACAUGGGUAUUGUGUCUGGCAUUUGUCUCAAAAUGUCAAAGGACAUGUAUUCAACAACAGAGAUGUUUGUGCAAUCAAGUUUAGAGAAUGCGCAUAUGCUUAUACAGUGGCUGAGUUCGAUGUUCUCUAUGAUGCUUUUUCCAGAAAGUAUCCUUCUGCUGCCGAGUAUCUGGAAAAGAGUGUUGAAGUGGGAAAAUGGGCAAAAUAUUACUUUGAAGGAGACAUAUACAAUGUUGACACAACCAAUGCAGCAGAAUCUAUCAAUGGUGUUCUUCGGGAAGCGAGGAAAUACUUCAUGCUACCGAUGAUUGAUGUUAUCAUUAAGAAAAUGGCUGAAUGGUUUAACAAACAUAGGAAGAAGGCAGCCCAAAUACCAGCCACGAAGAAGCUUGUGCCUACAGUAGAAACCCAGUUGUCCAAAAGAUCUUUGGAAGCGAGGUGUUUAGAUGUGGUUGAGAUAAACAGCUUUCACCUUGAAUACAAUGUCAAUGGUAGUGACGGAAAGGUUUAUACGGUUGAUUUGGCAAGAAAAAUGUGCAGCUGCAGGUGCUUUGAUAUAGACAAAAUCCUGUGUGUUCAUGCAUGUGCUGCUGCCAAGUUCUUGAGCAUUGGAACGGACCUCCAUCUACAAGACUUUUGUUCGGUAUACUAUACGGUGGAGCUUUGGGCGUUGGCAUACUGUAGGACGAUUUAUCAUGUGCCACAUCAGUCUGAAUGGGUUAUACCAGAUGAAAUUCGAGCACUCAAAGUUCUUCCUCCAUUAUAUGAUAAAAAGAAAGGACCCAUUCAGAAGCAAAGGUUUCCAUCAGCCGGAGAAUCUCUUGGACGUGGAAGAGGGCGAGGAAGGGGAAGGGGAAGAGGAAGGGGAAGAGGAAGGAGAGGCGGACGUUUGUAUGAGUAUUUUGAGUGUGGAAGUACUUCUGCAACCGCCGAGUAG
Messenger RNA from Raphanus sativus (radish), 1263 nucleotides. RefSeq lists its product as uncharacterized. Lineage: Eukaryota; Viridiplantae; Streptophyta; Magnoliopsida; Brassicales; Brassicaceae. Gene Ontology annotation, molecular function: transposase activity; zinc ion binding; DNA binding. The transcript has 2 exons. Bases 1 to 1263 code for a protein of 420 amino acids. The record is from RefSeq and is a predicted model, not a curated record. Gene Ontology annotation, biological process: DNA transposition.